This is a messenger RNA of Candida albicans SC5314, 786 nucleotides long. It is a transcript of the gene GAL4, whose product is annotated as galactose-responsive transcription factor. Gene Ontology annotation, biological process: regulation of DNA-templated transcription. Lineage: Eukaryota; Fungi; Ascomycota; Pichiomycetes; Serinales; Debaryomycetaceae. Gene Ontology annotation, molecular function: DNA-binding transcription factor activity, RNA polymerase II-specific; zinc ion binding. Bases 1 to 786 code for a protein of 261 amino acids. The transcript has a single exon. The record is from RefSeq and is a predicted model, not a curated record.
AUGUCUGAAACUAAUGAAAUCAAAUUGGAAACUGAACCAAAACAACCUCCUUACCCAAUUGAACAAGCCUGCGACUCGUGUCGAAAGCGGAAGUUAAAAUGCUCAAAAGAGUUUCCUCGUUGCUCAAAAUGUAUCCAACACGAAUGGUGUUGCUCGUAUAGUCCCAGAACAAUUCGGUCACCUUUGACAAGAGCCCAUUUGACUGAAGUUGAAAAUAGAGUAAGUCAAUUGGAAGGAAUACUUCACUACUUACUACCUGAUCACGAUAUUGAUGAAAUUAUAAACGACCACGACAAGGCCAUACUAGCACCAAUUAGACAAAAAUUACAACCACUGCCAAAACCAUGUGCACCCACAGAAAUGCAUUCCCCCAUUGACUCAAUCACCUACCCUUUACGCCAGUCAAAGUCCAACCCAAUACCAGAAGAGUAUCCCAAAAGUAGAAUCAAGCAAGAAAUAAUUGACGAUUUUUUAUUAAACAACAUCACCACCACCACCAAGAACAAUGAUUACAUCACACCAACCGUGUUCAACUCAUCAGUAAAUUCAACGGCACAGAGCUCCUCAUUGACGUCUCCUUCAUCGUUAUUAUCGUUGAACUCUUACGACGGAACUAUAGAAGAGGUUCUUGAAUUGGAUCAACCGCAACUUAAAAAAGUGAAGUUGGAGCCGUCAGUUUCUACCAGCAAUUCUUCUUCUUCUUCUCCUACCCAAUUCAGUUUAUUUAACGAUUACAAUUUAGACAUGAUAUUUGAAGGUGUGGUCGAUGAAACUGUUAACGUUUGA